Molecule: messenger RNA, 264 nt
Organism: Knipowitschia caucasica
Lineage: Eukaryota; Metazoa; Chordata; Actinopteri; Gobiiformes; Gobiidae
Source: the annotation of a GenBank genome assembly
AUGGAAGGACUAGAGAGGGGGAGGAGCCAACGGAAAGACCAGAGAGGGGGAGGAGCCAACAAAAGGACCAGAGAAGAGGAGGAGCCAACAGAAGAACCAGAGAGGGGGAGGAGCCAACAUAAGGAUCAGAGGGGGAGGAGCCAACAGAAGGAACAGAGAGGGGGAGGAGCCGACAGAAGGAUCAGAGGGGGAGGAGCCAACAGAAGGAACAGAGAGGGGGAGGAGCCGACAGAAGGAUCAGAGAGUGGGAGGGAGAAACCAUAG